UACGCAUGCGCACUAUCACUCAUCAUCAGCGGUCCCGGGGUGGUGACGUGUGCAACAUUCGCCCGGAUAGGAUAUUUAUUUUCCUGUGCGUUGUAUUUUCACACGCAAUUUUUUAAAAAAAAACGUUUCAUUUUAAACUCUUAGAGGACCGGUUUAAACGCAAAACGCCUUUUAAAACAGUGAAGAAAUUCUCAGCCUGAAUAAAACGAAGUCCAGGAGAUCAUGGCUUCGGUAGCGGUGUCUGAGCCGAGCCUGAGCCCGGUUUCCGAGGCGCUGGUGCCCGCUUGCAUGUUCGCUCCGGAGCCGGGAUGCGGAGAUGACCCGGCCGGCUCAGAGCACUGCGACGACGGCGAGACUUUGAACGGCAAGCUCGGGGAUCACUUGGACUUCACCAGCAAGCGGGCUCUCAUCAGCCCCAGCGGGAGCAGUUUGACUCGUUGCUCAAGCAGCUCAGAGAGAGGAUGGAGGAGGGCUGUGGGGAGACCAUCUACGUGGUGGGAGUCGGCUCAGACGGGGGUGACUACGGUCUGGAUGAAGUGGACAUGCAGGCCUCGGUGGCCACGGUCCUCUCCCUGUCGGAGCAGAUUGGCGCGGACAUGGUGCUGCUGCGGGACAGGCCCGAGGCGGGGGGGCGGGUGCGCGAUUACCUCGUCCGGAGGCGCGUGGGCGAGGCAGACUUCCUCGAGGUCCG
This is a messenger RNA of Acipenser ruthenus (sterlet), 691 nucleotides long. Its product is annotated as GTP-binding protein 1-like. The record is from RefSeq and is a predicted model, not a curated record. Gene Ontology annotation, molecular function: GTP binding; translation elongation factor activity; GTPase activity. Lineage: Eukaryota; Metazoa; Chordata; Actinopteri; Acipenseriformes; Acipenseridae. Gene Ontology annotation, biological process: translational elongation.